Pocillopora damicornis (cauliflower coral) is the source of this 1685-nucleotide messenger RNA. RefSeq names its product transport and Golgi organization 2 homolog. Lineage: Eukaryota; Metazoa; Cnidaria; Anthozoa; Scleractinia; Pocilloporidae. Gene Ontology annotation, cellular component: Golgi apparatus. The record is from RefSeq and is a predicted model, not a curated record. Gene Ontology annotation, biological process: protein secretion; Golgi organization.
UUUAACAGAAUCCGACUUGUUUUGUGCGCAGGAAUGGACAUGAAGUCAGGAAGAGAAGGUGGAACGUGGAUUGGGAUGAAAAGUAAUGGCAAAUUUGCUGCUACUACGUUUUACAGACAGUCGAAAAAGUUCACUACCUCUAAAGCAAAAGGGAGAGGCCACCUUGUUUCAGACUUUCUGAAGGGUGACGAUGACGUUGAGAAUCACCUCAAGAAAGUAAGUAACGAAGGAGACCUCUACAAUGGAUUCAAUCUCUUGGUGGGUGAAUUGUCACCAAAUGGUGAGACCAAGGUGGGAUGGUACUGUAACAUUGAAAAUAAACAAGUCACAAUGUUGAAACCUGGGAUUCACGUUUUAUCGAACAAAACGUUGAACUGUUCUUGGCCCAAGAUGGGUUAUGGGAAAAAAAGAUUCGCCAGAAUAAUAGAAGAAACUUCAACUAAAGAAGAUCUUGUUGACGAGCUGCUCUGGCUGCUGAAGGCCCGUCAGAGAUCUUUUAGUGUAAGUUGCGGUGAUCACAACAACUUCAUUGCGGCUCAAGAUGAAGGGUUCGAUGAAGCUCUUAUUGAGGCGUCACGGGCAGUCUUUGUCAGCCAUCAAGUUAUGAAUUUUGGAACAAGAACCAACACAGUGAUGUUAGUUGAUGCCAAUGGACACGCUACGUAUGUUGAGAGAACCAUGGACGAGAUUGCCUCUGACCCUGAUGAAGCAGAGUGGACAGUGAACUCCUAUGAGUUUGAAAUGUUCCAGAAGACUGGUAUCUGCACUGCGCACGAAAAAUCAAAAGAAAAACCUAAAAGAAGGAAGAAAGGCAUUUGGAAUGUAGAAGCGAUCCUGGAGAAAUCCUAGCUUGCAAAUAAAAUGACGUUAUAAUAAAUCAGACAAUUGUUUACUCACCCAAAAAGCAUCAAGCUACAACAAUAUACGUGUGUUUGCUCAAUGAGGAAACACUUGUUAGUAGGUAAAGGCAUUUACAAGUUUUGAUGGCAAAAGAUAAACGCGAUGCGGAUUUGUUAAUUCAAUUACAUGAGCCGUGUUUUAAUUUUAUCUCGAACUGCGGUUCCCGAGAGUUAUUGGCGAAACCAAAGACUGCGAGGAGCACUACGAGAAUAACCAAAUCAUUAAAAUCACGAUUUCAACCGAAAUUUGUCGUACCGCUGAUAAAAAAUGCUGAGUAAGCUUCGCUAGACAACAAAACAUCCAGAGCCAUAAACAAUAUUUAUUUUUUCAUACCAUUAACAAGAUAAAAACUGAACCUAUACUUUGAUUCGCAAAACCAUUUCUGAGUAUUUAGAAAUCGACGAAAAUAAUGUUAAAAAUAGAUAUUUUUGUGAAGAAGCUAUGAACAGGCCAGUUGAAUCAAAUAAAUAUUGCAGUGAUAUAGUUCUAAAGUACUGAGAAAAAUAAUGUAGAUUCCAGUGGUCUGGUUAUCUGUUAGUUUCCUUUUCCAGAACUGAGACACACACAAAGUAACGAACCAGUCCACCAUGUAUACGUUGUAAACACGUCAUUACUUAACAGUAAAAUUAUAUGCGCAUUCAAUGCUCUUUACUUUGAGAUAUAUAUCCAGUAUGAAACCUUUUUUAGACUUUCCACAGCCUCCCUUUCUGGUAUCAAGCUUAUGAAAGGCAAAGGCACACAAAAACUACACACAUGAUGGGAGAAGCCUGAGAUUUAGAUAAAGG